AUGGGCAAACGAGGCGGCAAAAAAGGCGGUGGCCGUGGUGGCGGUGGGGUGCGCAAGCCUUCGGCCUACCAAGAUAUCCCUAAGAGCAACGAGAAGCUCGAGCGCUAUUACAAUGAGCCGGGCAUUAUUCCGGAGGAGGAGCGGGAGCAAUUCUGGACUACCAUGCGAAGAGAUCUCCCUAACAGCUUCCGCUUUACGGGCUCGCGAGGACAUGCGCUCGCCGUCCAGCAGCGUCUCAAGGAUUUCUAUAUUCCCAAGAUCACUUCGAUCCAGUACGAGGGCGAGUUUGUCGAGCCGCCGCGCCCAGUCUCAUGGUACCCGGACCAGCUCGCGUGGUCGAUGACCACCCCGAAGAAUGUGGUGCGACGGUUCGCGCCAUUUUCCGCUUUCCAGAAGUUCCUUGUCGCCGAGACGGACGUCGGGAACAUCAGCCGCCAGGAGGUUGUCAGUAUGAUUCCUCCGCUGCUCAUCGAUGUGCGGCCCGGGAUGACGGUGUUGGAUAUGUGCGCCGCACCGGGAAGCAAGUCCGCGCAGCUUAUGGAAAUGAUCCAUGCUGGUGAGGAGGAUUCUAUCUUGCAGGUCCGGGAGCAAUUGGAGAGCGGCAAUGCUGGUCCGGAGCCCUUGGGCCCGGAGGGACUGGAUGAUGACGGCCGCAGCACUGGGCUGUUGAUCGCUAAUGACAGCGACAGCAAGCGGGCUCAUAUGCUGAUCCACCAGUUGAAGCGACUGAGCUCGGCGAAUCUGAUUGUCACGAACCACGAUGCUACGAUGUAUCCGUCCAUCAAGCUGCCGCAGCUGCCUGCGGAGGAUGGCAAUAAGCAGAAGAACAGAUACUUGAAGUUUGACCGCAUCCUGGCUGAUGUUCCUUGCUCUGGAGACGGUACUGCUCGGAAGAAUAUCAGUGUCUGGAAAGAGUGGAUCCCGGCCAACGCCCUGGGAUUGUACGCCACCCAGGCUCGGAUUCUGGUUCGCGCCCUGCAGAUGCUCAAGGUUGGCGGUCGGGUUGUCUACUCUACGUGUAGUAUGAACCCCGUCGAGAACGAGGCUGUGGUCGCCAGUGCAAUUGAGCGCUGCGGCGGUGGAGCGAAUGUGAAAAUCAUCGACUGCAGCCAGGAGCUGCCCGGGUUAAAGAGGGCUUCCGGCCUGCGGAAUUGGAAGGUGAUGGACCGUGAAGGUCGUAUUUGGAACAGCUGGAAAGAGGUUGAGGAGCACAGAGAGAAAGAAGGCAUUGAGGGUCUGGGAAGACUCGCCGAGGGCAUGUUCGCACCGACGGGAGAGACGGCUGACCUGCCGCUCGAACGGUGCAUCCGUAUCUACCCUCACAUGCAGGAUACCGGUGGAUUCUUCAUCACGGUUCUCGAGAAGACCUCCGAGAUCAAGGCCAAGUCGGAGAACAGCAAUGUCAUCCCGAAGGCAUCAGUGGCGGCCCUCGCUGCUGAGCUUGACAAGAACAAGAACGGAAAUGGGCGUCCUCUGGAGAAGCUACAGGCACUGGAUGAUCUUGUUGUUCCCGACCAGGAAGCGCAGGAAGAAGCUUCGAAGAACGCAACCGUCGCCGAGUCCUCGCACCAGCUUCCAUACUCCGCGACCCUUGACGCUUCGAAUACUGUUACCUCGGCGAAGCGGGUGGGAGACGACAACCUCGAAGAUGAGGUCCCGGCUAAGAAAACCAAGCUUGAUGACGGCACGGAGGUUCUGAUUGGAGACCGGCCCAUUCAUCGGCCUGCCUAUACAGUCGAAACUGAGCAUAGGGGCCCGCAGCAGGAGGAGCCGUUCAAGUAUCUCGACCCCAACCAUGAGGUGCUUCUGCCCAUCUACGAGUUCUAUCAAUUAUCCGAGCGGUUCCCCCGAGACCGCUUUAUGGUCCGCAACGCCCAAGGAAUUCCGACGAAGACGGUCUACUACACCAGUGCCUUGGCGCGCGACAUUCUUACACAUAAUGAGCGCCAGGGCAUGAAGUUCGUGCAUUGCGGUGUGAAAAUGUUUGUGAAGCAAGACGCACAGCGGGAGAAUGUGUGCCGGUGGCGCAUCCAGACAGACGGGCUGCGCAUCAUAGAGGCUUCGCUAGGCCCCGCUCGAACCAUCACGCUGACCAAGAAGCCUACUCUGCACCGGCUGCUCGUGGAGAUGUUCCCGAAGGUGGAUGACGAUGGCUGGAGGGCUCUCGGUGAGAUCGGUGAGCAGGUCAAGGACAUUCCCAUGGGAUGCAGCAUUCUGCGCAUUGAAGCCAGCGACGCUGAGGAUGGCAUCAGUGAGCGGAUGGUGCUGCCCCUGUGGCGGUCUCUGCACUCGUUGAACCUCAUGUUGCCCAAAGAGGAGCGCCGGGCCAUGCUGCUGCGUCUUUUCAAUGACGACACGCCUCUCAUCAACAGCACGCUGAAGAUGCAACGUGAGGGUAACAUCUCGACCCCAGACACGUCGGCGGUUGAGACUCCCACUCUCGAGCCGGCCGUCGAAGCCGAGGACGUCGCGAUGAUGCAUGAGAAUGUCCAGCUGGCCGAGGAUGAGCAGGAGCAAGUUGACACGCGGGAGACGUGGACAAAGGCAGGCGACGAAGAGGACCGUUUCAACACAACGGUCUAG
Messenger RNA from Penicillium lagena, 2583 nucleotides. RefSeq names its product tRNA (cytosine-C5-)-methyltransferase. Lineage: Eukaryota; Fungi; Ascomycota; Eurotiomycetes; Eurotiales; Aspergillaceae. The record is from RefSeq and is a predicted model, not a curated record. Gene Ontology annotation, cellular component: cytoplasm; nucleus. Gene Ontology annotation, biological process: tRNA methylation. Gene Ontology annotation, molecular function: tRNA binding; tRNA (cytidine-N5)-methyltransferase activity. The transcript has 5 exons. Bases 1 to 2583 code for a protein of 860 amino acids.